AUGAAGCCCGACGAUGUCGAAAAAGCCCACAGCUCGCCUGCUCUUGGGAGUCUGAACCAACUUUACCUCGACAAAAGCGCUUCCAACAGCUCCUCCGACGACUCAGACCUCGCAAAGCCUGACCCCGUGCCACAGUCAAGAUGCUCACAGUGGAUUGCAAGCUUGAGAAAUGUGGAAAUCCGUGGCAUCGGGCCGAUUCCUAUCGAAGAUCGAGAGCCAAUAACAUCAUCGACCAUACUUCAUAUGCUACUAAUGUGGUUUAGCAUGACAUUGGCUACAAAUAACAUCGUUGUUGGAUCAAUGGGUACACUCGUGCUUGGCCUCAGCUUCAGGGAUGCAGCCCUCUGUGCUGUAUUUGGAUGUUUAGCCGGCAAUUGCACUGUUGGUUUUAUAAGUAUAUGGGGAUCGAAAAGCGGGAACCGAACUUUGAUCGUGGCCCGAUAUUUCAUGGGCUAUUAUCCCAGCAAAGUUUGCAUCAUCCUGAACCUCUUCACCAAUAUCGGGUAUAGCAUGGUAAACAGCGUCGUCGGUGGCCAGAUCUUGUCUGUGGUCUCUGGUGGCUAUCUUUCCGUGAUAGUGGGAAUUAUCAUUGUCGCCGUUUCAAGCUGGAUUAUGGCUCUGUUUGGAAUGAAAAUCUUCCAAUUAUACGAACGAGUUGCCUGGUUGCCACAGCUGCUGGUGAUAUGCGUGAUGGUGGGCUCAGCAGGGCCUAAGUUCGACUUCAACAUCCAUACACCAAUGUCGACAGAGCACUUAAUUGCCAAAAUAAUAACCUUCCUCUCUCUGGCAUUGUCCAUUCCCCUUGCCUGGGCCCCGCUCGCUGCCGAUUACUAUGUGUAUAUCCCGCCGCAAAUGAAGAGCUAUCGGAUAUUCCUGGUCACAGUCUUCGCCGCCACUUGUGCCAUGUCAAUUGUUCUUCUUAUGGGCGUUGGUCUUGGAACCGUGAUCGCCAGCUCGACACACUUGGCGGCCAAGUAUGGCAGCAGUCCCGGGGGCGUUCUGAUGACAGCAUACGACGGUCUGGGAGGGUUCGGGAAAUUCUGUGCUGUCAUCAAUGUCCUCGCCUUGGUUGCCAAUAAUACUCCUGGGGCGUACUCGAUGGGGAUGAACUUCCAAAUGAUUGGCGGGGUGUUUGGAAAGGUUCCACAGCCGAUUUUCACGACUCUCGCUACGGUGAUAUAUGCCGCAUGCGCGAUGGGAGGCCGGGACCGGCUGUACGAGAUCUUCAAGUCUUUCUUGCCUCUAAUCGGAUACUGGGUUAUGAUGUUUGUCGUGAUUGUCUUUGAAGAACAUGUGGUCUUCCGUCGGAGAAGAGGCUAUGACUGGUCUCAGUGGAACUGUCGCGAUAAAUUGCCUUUGGGGAUCGCGGCAGGAGUUGCUUUCCUUAUCGGCUGGGCUGGUGCAAUCGUUGGCAUGUCUCAAUCGUAUUAUAUCGGCCCCAUCGCAAAGAUGGCUGGCGAAGCUGAUCUGGGUCUCUGGUUGGGUGCGGGCUUCACUGCGAUGUUUUUCCCACCGCUACGGGUAUUGGAGCUCAGAUUCAUUCGCCGCUAG
Molecule: messenger RNA, 1551 nt
Organism: Penicillium crustosum
Lineage: Eukaryota; Fungi; Ascomycota; Eurotiomycetes; Eurotiales; Aspergillaceae
Exons: 4
Coding region: 1-1551 (516 amino acids)
Biological process (GO): transmembrane transport
Cellular component (GO): fungal-type vacuole membrane; plasma membrane
Molecular function (GO): transmembrane transporter activity
Source: RefSeq, a predicted model, not a curated record